This is a messenger RNA of Lithohypha guttulata, 615 nucleotides long. It is a transcript of the gene RPL6, whose product is annotated as 60S ribosomal protein L6. The coding region runs from base 1 to 615 and encodes 204 amino acids. Gene Ontology annotation, biological process: ribosomal large subunit assembly; cytoplasmic translation. Gene Ontology annotation, molecular function: RNA binding; structural constituent of ribosome. The record is from RefSeq and is a predicted model, not a curated record. NCBI's taxonomy places the organism in Eukaryota, Fungi, Ascomycota, Eurotiomycetes, Chaetothyriales, Trichomeriaceae. Gene Ontology annotation, cellular component: ribosome; cytosolic large ribosomal subunit. The transcript is spliced from 3 exons.
AUGUCUGCCGCCGACGCCAAACCACAAACCAAGAAGUUCGGCAAAGGCGAGAGGACGGUCCCGCACCAUAGCCAGAAAGCCUCUCGAUUCUACCCUGCCUACGACGAGCCAUCGCAGAAGAAGGCCCGAAAGUCGAGUAAACCAACCAAAUACCGAGAGUCUCUGCAGCCCGGUGCUGUGCUAAUUCUCCUUGCUGGCCGAUUCAGAGGCAAGCGAGUUAUCCUUCUCAAGCAGCUCGAUCAGGGCACUCUCCUAGUAACGGGCCCAUUCAAAGUCAAUGGCGUACCACUGAGAAGGGUGAAUGCACGAUAUGUCAUUGCUACAUCGACCAAGAUCGACCUUAGCGGCAUUGACAGCUCUACGCUCGACAAGGUGACCAAGCCAGAAUAUUUCGUACGAGAAAAGAAGAGCAAGUCGGAGAAGGGCGAGGAGGCUUUCUUCAAGCAGGGGGAGAAGCCAGAGGCAAAGAAACCAACCUCCGCACGAGCUUCCGAUCAGAAGUCCAUCGAUAAGCCAAUCCUAGCGGCUAUCAAGAAGCAAGACAUGCUUGCAAGCUAUCUCGCAUCCAACUUCAGCCUCAGACACGGACAAAGACCACAUGAAAUGAAAUUCUAG